AGCUUGAUUCCUCAAGUCAAGUCAGAACUUGCUGAGUAAGAGCUGUCUAGUUGUGGAUCCGGAAAUUUUCAUUUGAAUUAGCUAUGGCUUGUAUAAUGUCUAAUAUGUCUACUUCGGAUUCUCUAAGCCCUGAUUGGUUAACAUCGGAACAUAGCACAGGCACGUCAAUUAUGGCUGUGGAAUUCAAUGGUGGAGUCGUUAUUGGAGCUGAUUCACGCACGAGCACAGGGGCAUAUGUAGCAAACAGGGUUACUGAUAAACUGACCAAGAUCACUAACCAUAUCUAUUGUUGCCGCUCAGGCUCUGCAGCUGACACUCAAGCUAUUGCUGAUAUAGUGAACUACCACUUGGAAUUCCAUGAGGUACAAUUGGGUGAAGCUCCUUUGGUGAAAACAGCAGCCAGUGUCUUUCAAGAACUUUGCUAUAACUACAGAGAUCAGCUCAUGGCUGGUAUUAUUUGUGCAGGAUGGGAUAGGCGCCAUGGUGGACAGGUUUAUAAUAUUCCCCUUGGAGGAAUGUGUGUGAGACAACCAUUUGCUAUUGGUGGUUCAGGCUCAACAUACGUGUUUGGAUUUGUUGACUCAAAUUUCAAACAAGGCAUGAAUCAGGAUGAAUGUGUCCAAUUUGUAUUGAAAACUCUCGCAUUGGCAAUGAGCAGAGAUGGUUCAAGCGGUGGUGUUGUUCGUUUGGGUAUUAUUACUGAAGAUGGAAUUGAACGCCGUACAGUGUUGGGUAAUGAACUACCUCGAUUCUACGAAGGUUAAGUACAAGUGAAGUAUGUGUUACGCGAUAAUGAAACCAAUACAUGAAAAGUUGACAACUUCCAA
Molecule: messenger RNA, 827 nt
Organism: Daphnia carinata
Lineage: Eukaryota; Metazoa; Arthropoda; Branchiopoda; Diplostraca; Daphniidae
Gene: Prosbeta1
Product: proteasome subunit beta type-6-like
Exons: 6
Coding region: 84-764 (226 amino acids)
Cellular component (GO): proteasome core complex
Molecular function (GO): threonine-type endopeptidase activity
Source: RefSeq, a predicted model, not a curated record